Molecule: messenger RNA, 3180 nt
Organism: Beta vulgaris subsp. vulgaris (sugar beet)
Lineage: Eukaryota; Viridiplantae; Streptophyta; Magnoliopsida; Caryophyllales; Amaranthaceae
Product: exocyst complex component EXO84B
Exons: 7
Coding region: 554-2851 (765 amino acids)
Biological process (GO): exocytosis; Golgi to plasma membrane transport; intracellular protein localization
Cellular component (GO): exocyst
Source: RefSeq, a predicted model, not a curated record
UUUAGUUUUUUAUUCUCCCCCAUUUGAUAUUGAUUUUUCUCUUAUCAUCCGCAAGGAUGUUUUAAGCUGGCCCCCGGACUAAAGGAGCCUAUCUAAAUUUUCCUUUCCUUAUCAAAAAAAAAAAAAAAAAUUAAGUAACAACCCAACCAAGAAGAUAAAGAAUGUCUCAAAGGCCAAAAAAAAGUAAACAAAUUCAUGAAUUCAUAAUUUCAUAAUUUCAUAAUCUCUUGUUCUCAAUCAGUUAACCCAACCGGCCAACCCACCUUCUCUAACGCUGAUCUGUCCUUCACUACCAAACAACCAAACUCCACAUUCCCGUUUUAGAGAGAGAAACUUCUCCAACUUUCUAGAGAGAGAAAGCUUCCCCACUUUCACCGUUCGUCUAACGUCUACUCUUUUCUUCGCUCUCUCAACUCCUUUCUCUCUCUUCAACUUCUUCUUCUUCUGCGCAGAUCAAUCAUCAUCGUUUUCUCUCUCCUCAAAACCCUAAUUUCUGAAGAAUUUCACCUUACUUUGAUCGAUCAGAUCUGAAGGAAGCUUUAAAGCUAUUUUAAUGGCGGCGGUGAAAGUGCCGAGGUCAAGAGGCCAUUCUGGUGCUCCGGCAAAGGAGAAUUUACCGAAGCUUGAAGAAAGUUUAAACGCUUUUCGUAAUGAUAGGUUUGAUCCUCAGUCGUAUGUUCAGUCCAAAUGUUCUCUCAAUGAGAAGGAAAUAAAGCACUUGUGCUCAUAUUUGAUGGAUCUAAAGAAGGCGUCUGCGGAAGAAAUGCGGAGAAGUGUUUACGCUAACUAUACAGCCUUUAUACGUACAUCGAAAGAAAUAUCAGAUCUGGAAGGGGAGCUUCUUUCCAUCCGAAACCUUCUAACCACUCAAGCAACUCUUAUACAUGGGCUAGCAGAAGGAGUCCGCUUAGAAUCAUCAACAACUACUUCUGAGGGGUCUGUUAUGAAUGGUACAAGUAACAGUGAAGAAAGGGAACCUUCAGACCUGGAAAAAUGGUUGGUUGAAUUCCCUGAUCACCUUGAUGUGCUGUUAGCUGAAAGAAGAGUGGAUGAAGCUUUGACAGCUCUCAAUGAAGGAGAACGUGUAGCCUCUGAGGCUAAGGAAACAAAAACACUCAGUUCAGAUGUGAUCAUGUCACUUGAAAUUGCUAUUAAAGAACGGAGGCAGAAAUUGGCUGAUCAGCUAGCUGAAGCUGCUUGCCAGCCUACAACUCGUGGAACUGAGCUUCGUGCUUCCAUAUUAGCUCUUAAAAGACUUGGUGACGGACCCCGCGCUCACACUUUGCUUCUCAGUGCACAUUUACAACGAUACCAGUAUAACAUGCAAAGUAUCCGUCCAUCCAGUAGCUCAUAUGGAGGAGCCUACACAGCUGCUCUUUCUCAGCUGGUCUUUUCUGCCAUUGCUCAGGCAGCCAGUGAUUCUUUGACCAUCUUUGGUAGUGAACCAGCCUACACUUCCGAGUUGGUAACAUGGGCUACGCAGCAAAUUGAAGCAUUUGCUCACCUUGUGAAAAGGCAUGCAUUAGCUUCAUCAGCAGCUGCAGGAGGUCUAAGAGCAGCUGCUGAGUGUGUUCAGAUAGCUUUAGGGCAUUGUUCGUUAUUGGAAGAUCGUGGUCUUUCACUUUGUCCAACACUAGUGAAACUCUUUAGGCCUAGUGUUGAACAAGCAGUGGAUGCCAAUUUCAAAAGGAUUGAGGAGAGUACUGCUGCCUUAGCUGCUGCUGAUGAUUGGAUUUUGACAUAUCCAUCUAGUGUGGCACGUCAAUCUGGGAGGCCUUCGAGCACAUCAGUUGCUAGCAUAGUAGGGUACCAGUACAAGCUUACAAGUAGUGCUCAUCGGCUCAUCUUGAUGGUCCAGGACUUCUUUGAGGAUGUGGGACCACUGCAGAGUAUGCAGUUAGGAAGUAAGACAUUAGAAGGUGUUUAUCAGGUUUUUAACUCAUAUGUUAACAUGCUCAUAAAAGCAUUGCCAAACUCCCUAGAAGAAGAAGCUAAUUUUGAGGGAGCUGGAAAUAAAAUUGUUAGAAUGGCUGAGAAUGAAGCCCAGCAAAUUGCAUUACUGGCAAAUGCAUCAUUGUUGGCCGAUGAGCUACUUCCUCGUGCAGCCAUGAAAUUUUCUCAAUCUGAUUAUGAUGAUGCUCGUAGAAGAACUUCGGAUAGACAAAACCGCCAUCCUGAACUCAGAGAAUGGAAGAGGAGACUAGUAAGUUCAGUUGAUAGGCUCAAAAAUAGUUUCUGUCAGCACCAUGCUCUGGACCUUAUCUUUACAGAAGAGGGUGAGAGCAAUCUUUCCGCUGAUAUGUACUUAAGUAUGGAUGCAAGUGCGGAGGAUAUUGAUUGGUUUCCUUCGCCAAUAUUCCGGGAACUUUUCUUCAAACUCAAUACUAUGGCUAGUAUUGCGGCGGAGAUGUUUGCGGGCAAAGAAAGAUUUGCAACUCUGCUGUUGAUGAAACUGACAGAGACUGUCAUCUUAUGGUUGUCUCAAGACCAGAGCUUCUGGGAUGAUAUUGAGGAUGGUCCUAAGCCUUUAGGCCCUCUUUCCCUACAACAGCUCUACUUGGAUAUGAAAUUUGUCAUCUGCUUUGCUUCUCAAGGUCGCUAUCUGUCACGUAAUUUAGUCCGAGUCAUCAAUGAGAUCAUAUCUAAAGCAUUAGCAGCAUUUCAAGCAACAGGCAGAGAUCCAUAUAGUGUACUACCUGAAGACAAUUGGUUUAAUGACAUAUGUCAAGAUGCAAUUGAGACACUUAGUGGGAGGCCGAGAGAGAUCAAUGGAGAUCGCGAUGCGAAUAGCCCAACUGCUUCUGUCUCUGCUCAGUCAGUUUCGUCAUUCAGAUCUCAUGGGAGUUCUUAGCAGCAGUAUGUUGCUCAUUUGUACAUUAGACUGGAAAUGGAAGCCUCCAAAAUUUGCCACCAGAUCUUUGUUCAUAGUAAAUGAUUGAAAAUAAUAAUCCUUCUUUUUGUCCCUCCGUUUACCUUAAUUUUUAUUCAAUCUUUUCGCAUUAUUUCGGUGCAUGACUCGUAAUUUUGUAGAUCAAUACACCACAGAUCAAUACACCACAAAAGCUUCAGGAUAGAAAUUCUGUGACAUCUGGAAACAAGUUUGUAAUUACAUGCACUUCGAUUAUGUAAUCUAGUGCUAUUCUUUGAGUGCAUUUUUUAAGAGCCAAAAAUUGAAAGGCA